This is a messenger RNA of Symbiodinium sp. CCMP2456, 819 nucleotides long. The record is from the annotation of a GenBank genome assembly. NCBI's taxonomy places the organism in Eukaryota, Dinophyceae, Suessiales, Symbiodiniaceae.
AUGGCGACGAUGGCUGACACAAUGAUUUUCUCCCUGGCUUCGGUGGGAGAUCCCAUCCGUGUUCUCGGACGGGGCGCUUUUGGUGAGGUGUUUCUGGUGCGGACAGCCUCGCCACGCUCGCCACGGGGGUCCCACCUGGCACUGAAGCGGGUUCGCCUGAAAAUGUCGGAAGCCGGCUGGAGCAAAGCCGUGCUUGAAGCAGAGCUUCUAUCGAAACUAAGCAAGGAGAGCCCAUACAUCCUUCAGUGUUACGAUUUCCGCAUGUUGCAAGAACCAGUACCCUCCCUGGAGCUCUUGCUGGAGUUCGCGGCGCUGGGUGAUCUUUGCCGACGGCUUCGACAGUGCAAAGAGGCUGGCUGCCGACUGCCUCAGCCGGAGAUGUUGAACUACACCCUGGAUGUUGCGCAGGGUUUGGCCUUCUUGCACGGACUUCGGCCCAAAGUUUUUCACCGCGACGUUAAACCAGCUAACAUUAUGUUGUGCCAUUCGACGAGGAUUGACACGCCCCAAGCCAAGCUGGCGGACUUUGGAGUCGCCAAGGUCCUGGAAUCGGAGGCUUCAACUGCCGGAACCGAAACAUUCAUUGGAACGCCACAUUAUCUAUCUCCUGAAGUUUUUCGUGGUGAAGUCUAUGACGAAAGGGCGGACUCUUGGGCACUCGGGUGUGUGAUUUACGAAAUGCUGUGCCAAGUCGACCUUUUCAUCGAUUUGAGAGCAAUGUCGCGCUCCUUUCCUUGCGAAUAUCGCAGGGAGAUUAUGACCGUGACCUGCUUUGGCAACAGUCGCACCAACACCCGGAGACGCUUCUGCAACUGGUAA